GUGCUCGAAGCCCAGCCCAGGUUCGGCGUCGUCUCAAUUGCUGCUGCAAUUGAAGGCUCUCUCUCUCACUCUCUCACAAUCACAAUUCCACACUUCACUUCACUCACUCUUUCUCAAUUCCGAAUGCACAUCCCUCCCUCCCAAUUGGUGGUGGUGGUGGUGUUUCCCUACCAUGCUUCAGGCUCGUGCAUGCAUCGCGACAUGCCUCACCGACGCAGAAUUUGAAGCUUGACGUUGAGGAGGAGUAGGAGGGGGUGUGAGUGAGUGAAGGAGUGAGUGAGUGAAUGAGUGAGUGAGGGAGUGAGUGAGGGAGGGAGGGGAGCUUGAGAGUUCCAGCUCUGUCGCUUCGUCUUGCGACGGCAGCGUCUCACUGUACAGACUCGGAGAAAAUUUAAGGGUUUAUCAAGGGUUCAGUGACGAAUGUAUGGAAUCCUCUGCAGGCUGGUCAAGGGGCGGAGGAGGAGGAGGAGGAGGAGGAAAAAGGCCUUCGUAACAAAGUUCAGUAACAGGGGGACCAUGCUUCAAAGCAUGGCGUUGCAUUUAAUUCCCCAGACCUUCCUCGGCACUCGUAUACCAACCCCGUCCGAAUUUGCAUUGUCGUCCGUCACGUCGCUACCACUGCGCAAGACAAGGGCGUUGCCACGAGGAGAGAUUGAUGCUCUCGAGGCUCUUCCCAAUGUUUCUUUGUCAAAUUCUCAAGAACCCCAACUCUCCGAGGAUACGAACAAGUACGACGGUUCCUCACAAGAUAGGCUUUUAGGUCAGGAUAGGGACAGCUUAAGUUCGUCAAAUACCAGGGUAAAUUAUAGAGAUGAAUUCGACGACUCUCAGGAGAAGAAGUAUUACCAGAGGUAUGCUCCAAGAACAGCGAGGGAUGUGUGGAAAAAACCUGACAGUAGGGCUCCUGCUACGGUUGCUUUGAGUGACGCUGAGAGGAAGGGGCUACAGGAGAAGUAUAUAUGGGUUAGCCCCAAUCGGAAGAGUAAGGCUGGAGCAGCUUUGUGGUCGGAGCGUCGGCUUGCCAUGGAAACUCUGCAGUCCGCUGACGAUGUGGCUGCUACUCUUCGCGAGGUGGGCGACAGCUUGGAGAUCAUGGACCUGAAUUCUGUACUCCGACGGUUUGCGAAAAUGAAACAAUGGAGGGACGCAUGCGCGGUGUUCGAGUACAUGAAAGAGAACAAUAAACUUUCACCUCCAACCUACACAAGUUAUUUCUCUGUACUUGGCAAGUCUGGUCAAUCAAGGAAGGCAAUCCGCGUGUUUAACGAACUGCCUCUAGACAGCGAAGUGCGCAAGAACGUUUUCGUUUGCAACUCGAUAUUGAGUACUAUGAUAUAUAAUGGUAAAAUUGAUAAAGCAUUCCGUCUGUUUGAGCAACUUAAGAAGGAGGGCCUUCAACCUGACACUGUAACGUACAGCACGGUUAUUGCUGGGUGUGCGAAAACCCGAGACGGUUACUCCAAGGCUUUAGCCCUUAUAGAGGAUAUCAAAGCUAGCGGUCUCACCCAAGAUGCGGUUAUCUACGGGGCCAUGAUGAAUGUCUGCGCAUCACAAGGUUUGGACAGGGAAGCGCAAGCAACAUUUCAGGAAAUGUGUGAUGCUGGAUUUACUCCCAACCUCUUCCACUAUAGUUCUUUACUCAACGCUUAUGCUAGCAGAGGGAAAUAUCAACAAGCUGAACGUGUGCUUGAAGCGAUUCGAGCGGCUGGGCUUACCCCAAAUUUGGUGGUGUAUAACUCACUGAUGAACGCGUAUGCCAAUUGUCAAAUGCCUAGCAAAGCCCGUGAAGUUUUUGAUAGAAUUGAAGCUGAGGGUUUGCAGCGUGACAUGGUCUCAUUUUGCUCCAUGAUGGAUGCGUAUGCCAAGUCAGACAUGCUCAAGGAAGCACAAGAAACUUUUGAUUCGAUGAUUGCACAGGGAAUGAAACCAGGUAGUGUAGGAUAUAGUAUAUUGAUCUCUGCCUACGCCAAACUGGGAGAAAUGGACGGUGUUCUGAAACUGGUGGAUCAGAUCGAGAAAGGGCAGAAUGGAGAAUGUGACAUUCUGCUGUUCAACACCUUGUUGAAAGUGUACUGUAACGCUGGGUACAUGGAUGGGGUCACAGCCGUCCUCAAGAAAAUGGAUGCUGAGGGUUGUGGUUCAGAUCGUGGUACAUUCAACAUUCUUAUUGGGUACUUCGCUAAAGAGGACUUGGGUGAUUUAGCAUUGAAGACCUUGGAGGAUAUGGAAACCAGGGGACAUCGGCCGAACGAGGCAACUUACAACGCACUGUUUCAAGGAUAUGUGAAGAAUGGCAAGAUGGAAGAAAUGUUUGAAGCUUUGGAAGCAAUGAAGCAACGAGGGAUCACGCCGACUAAUUUAUCCCUACAAACUAUCAUGUUAGGAUGUAUCGAACAUAACCGGAUUGAUGUCGUGCUAGCUUAUUUUCCUUAUUUGAAGGCUACAGGAAUCGCCCUGUCGUAUAGCGUGAUGGAGAGGUUAGUAGAAGCAUUGGUAGAAACGGGACAGAUGGACGUCGUCAAGGAUGCUCUUCAUUUGAUGCAGACCACCGGGCAACAACCCUCCCAAAAAACGUGGGACCUCGUGCUGCAGAAGUACGUCUCUCUAGGAGAAUAUGAAAAGUUGUUGCAACUGUUGGAAGAGCUCAAAGAUGCAGGCGUGACAGCAAGUGCUGCCACCUACUUAGAGCUCUUGAAACAGGUCUCUGAGUCUGACAAAGGUGUCGAUAUGCUCGGCGAUUUCACGAAGUCUGUUUCUUCUCUCUAGUUAAUUACAAUUUAUUCAUUGCCCUUUUCGCUUCCCA
Messenger RNA from Physcomitrium patens, 2803 nucleotides. RefSeq lists its product as uncharacterized. Gene Ontology annotation, molecular function: protein binding. Lineage: Eukaryota; Viridiplantae; Streptophyta; Bryopsida; Funariales; Funariaceae. The record is from RefSeq and is a predicted model, not a curated record.